This is a messenger RNA of Nymphaea colorata (pocket water lily), 2194 nucleotides long. RefSeq lists its product as uncharacterized. The record is from RefSeq and is a predicted model, not a curated record. The coding region runs from base 513 to 1892 and encodes 459 amino acids. Lineage: Eukaryota; Viridiplantae; Streptophyta; Magnoliopsida; Nymphaeales; Nymphaeaceae. The transcript is spliced from 9 exons.
AGCGUGAAAGAAUAAGAACGUGACAUGUUUCAAACACAUAGGGUUGGUUUAAAACUUUACCGCCAUGAGCGAAGAUGUAAGAGUGAAGCAGUCGCGAAGAAAGCAAAAAUAUUGCGCUUACUUUCGCUACCAUGUUAAAAAGUAAGAUCGUAUUUCAAAUUUUCAUUUCUUGAGCCGAUGAUUACCAAGAGGCUACCUUCCGACCCAACCUUCCUCUGACGCCGGCGUGGCAAACCAGGAGAGAGGUCGACCUGCGACGGCCGACAGUCUGGUGCGGGAGAGGAAUGAGCCUAAAGUGGCUAAGAGAAAGGCACCAUUUCUUCCUCCGAGUUAUCUCUCUUUCUGCUCCCCUCUUGUUUCUUCGUAAAUCCGGGCGUAUUCGGCCUGGAAGGCAGAUAUCGCUUGCCAGAAAGAAAGAAAGAGCUAAAGGUAACCAUCGUCUGUGACGGCGCAAUCUCGUGGGCUAUAUGUUCGAACGAUAGGGCCUUGAAGGGAAAAGGAAUAGCCGAAAGAUGUUCAAUAGAGCAUAUUCUGCUGAUAUUGAAGAAUUAUUGAAUCUCGGGACAAUGUGUAGAGAGCUGCAGAAAGAAAAUGACUUGUUAAGGGAAUCUCUGUCAGUUGAGCAGUCCAAGAGUAACCUGAUAAUCAAGAAGUUGGAGUUGGAUGUAGACGUACUUUCUGAGGCUCGUUCAGAGGAUAAAAAAUUGAUAGAGGAACUGGAAAGUCAGAUAAGGAACUGUUCUCUUCAAAUGGAAUACUUACAGGAUCAGUUACAUUUGAAGAAUGUAGAAGCAAAUUGCGUAGCUGAGCAUGUGCACAGCCUAGAGUUGAAGCUUUCAGAGUUUCGUAAGUUGAGUGAGAAAGUGCACCAGAUGAGGAAUGAUUACUUAAAAUCUGAAUCUGAUCGCUUAAUUUUGAUGCAAGAGUUAGAGCAGAACAAAUUGGAUCUUCAAGAUUCUGCAAGGUGUAUAAAUAAGCUGGAGGCAACUAUUUCGUCGAAUACGCUGGAAUUUCAAUGCGAGAUAGAGACUUUGAUGCUUGAUCUGUCUGCAUGUGAGGAGAAAUGUGCUCAAGCUGAGGGAUACAGUGAACAGUGUACGAGGGAAACAGCUAGGAUGGCGUCUUUGCUAAGCCAAUUGGAUAUCCAUCUUCUGGAGGGGCAGCAAAUGAUCAAUCGAUUGAAGAAUGAGAAGGAAUCAUUACAAGAGAGGCUAGGGAAAUUCAAGCAGCAAACCAUAUCAUUUUGUUGUAAGCUAGAUGAAUAUAUUAAUGAGCAGGAGAAGGAUUGUAGCCAAUGGAGAACUAAUAUGAGCUCCCACCCGUCUGUUUCUAUUGCACUGGAUGAUUCUCUACCAAUUGAAAAGGAAAUGUGCAUUGGUGAAGAAAUUUUUGGCCCAUUGCUUUCAAAAAUGGCAGUUGUAAGAUGCUGCGACAAGAAGUUACUGGAGAAGAGAGAGAGGGUGACAUCUGAGCUCAGUGUAUCUAAACUUGUCAAGAAACUUCAGGAGGAGUUGAGAGCAGAGAAGUGUAAGGCAAAAGAAGAUGCAGAAGAUCUUGCUCAGGAAAUGGCUGAAUUGCGCUAUAAUACCACAGAAUUGCUUGAAGAAGAACGCAAGCGACAUGCUUUCAUUGAGCAAGCAUCUCUUCUAAGGAUAAAGGAGUUAGAAGCAAAUGUAUGCGAUGAGCAUCAGAAAUUUUUGGCUGCUGAGAGGCAUCUGUUCAGAGCAGAGGAACUGUCUGAAUCUCGAUACAAAGAGAUUCUUCGUCUAAAUGAUACUUUAUUGAACUUACAAACUGGCAACGACCUUAAGACAAUUGUGCAAAGGGUAGAGACAUGCACUUGUGGGGCCUGUGGAUUAUCUGAGCCUCUUAAUUCAAGCCAUACAAGCUGAAAGGAUACCGAAAGGGUACUUCUCUUGGAUAGUUGUGCCAUUGUUCAUUUUCUUUCGAUUGGUUAUUGUGUCAAUUGUUGGCCAUGUUUUCACAAAUGCAAGGAAACAUAUGGUCAGAUUGCAGCAAAUCUGGGAUUUGUGGUUGAAUUUGUUCGUGUAUUUUAGCUUUGUGUCAAUUGUUGGCUAUGUUUUCACAAAUGCAAGGAAACAUAUGGUCAGAUUGCAGCAAAUCGUGUAUUUUAGCUUUGUAUAUUCACAUUUUAUUCCAUUCAUUAAUAGAAAAGCCUAUUGUUGUAAAAGAA